Molecule: messenger RNA, 5302 nt
Organism: Labrus mixtus (cuckoo wrasse)
Lineage: Eukaryota; Metazoa; Chordata; Actinopteri; Labriformes; Labridae
Product: collagen alpha-1(I) chain
Exons: 62
Coding region: 293-5212 (1639 amino acids)
Molecular function (GO): extracellular matrix structural constituent
Source: RefSeq, a predicted model, not a curated record
UUUUGUAAACCUUUUUCAGGAGGUUGGAGCCAUUGAUGAUGUGACCAUUCAACCAGGGAGAAGAGUUCCAUAUAAAUCUGAAAGGUCCCUUGAAGACACAACUCUCAGGGCUCCUCCCACUGAGAUUACCCCAAAUCUGGAUUCAUUGAGCAGCCCAACAACUAACAGGGUGAAGGACAAACAAACAACUGAGAUAAAGGGCCUACAUCAAGGCAGAGAUAUUGGACCACUGUCUCUUCCUCUGAAUGGAAAUAAUGAUCUUCCUAAAUUACACUCUGACACAUUAGAGACAAUGAAGGAACCGAGGCCCACAGAAGGAAGUAGUAUAGCAAAAAAUCCUUCUCUUCACACACAUGAAUCUGCUAUGCACCAGAAGCAGGAUCCUCAACCAGUUGUUACAGCAAAAGAGGGCUCCAGGAAAAGUGACUCAUCUGUCGUGGAAAGUGUUGAUACAGCUUUUUCAAGCCUGAAUGUUCAAACUGAGAACCUGACAGCUGCAGGUGUCUCUUCAGGAGGAGCAGACAGGGAUAACAAAACUACAAGCACAGGGAGAUUGUUCUCCCAUGGGCCACAAGACUCUGAGUUUUCUUCUAAUACAGCUCCUAUUUCAGGUUCCAGAAAAAAAGAAGAGCAUGUAUCCCAAAACAAAGAAUCAAUCAAGGACUUUGCUGAAACUCAGAAAAGUCCAGCCCAAAACCUCACUGGUGAAGCACAAGCAACUACCAGUGACUUGGAAAGUAAGACUGCUUUUCUUUCAGCCAGUGAGAUAACAGAAAAUGAGGAAAUAGAAGACAGAUUGGAAACAGUUUCACCCAAAACAGAAACAUCAACACAACAUGGUGUUCUCAUUGUAGAGAAUGGGAGUGGGACACAGACAGAUGAAGAUAGAAUAGAUUUAGGUGAAGAUGGAGCAGUGGAAGAAAAUGAACAUGACAAUGAAACUGAUGUCUCAGUAGAUUAUUAUCUGUCCUCACCUGACUGGACCUCCAAGUUUAGCACUGAAGAAUCCUCCAUCCAAUCAGAGAGUGAGUCCGCACAGAAAGCUGUACAAGUGGCCAAUCAGCCGCCUUCAUACACAGACCAACAUCAGGGGACAAGCUUCAGACCUGGGAUCAGGGGUCAAAGGGGACUGCAGGGUCCACCUGGGCCUUCAGGACCACUAGGACCUAAAGGAGACAAAGGUUAUCAAGGUGUUAUGGGAAGGACUGGGCAGACAGGAUAUAGCGGCCCCAUUGGUCCUCCUGGGAUGCCUGCCAUUGUCGUAUUUAAAACCUCUGAAGAAGAGUGGGAGGCUUUCAAAAAAAAGAAGAUCUAUAAAAAACUGGUUUCUUCCUGGCCGAAACGUAAGGGACGACCUGGGCCUCCUGGACCCCUGGGAGAUGACGGACCAAUUGGUAUACCUGGAAUUACUGGGAAGCAAGGACGAAGAGGUGUUCAAGGGAAAAUUGGCAGUCCUGGACCUCAGGGUUUGCCAGGUCCCCAGGGCAGACAAGGAGCAAAUGGGACCCCAGGAGUCGACCCUAAUCCAGGCCCACCAGGCUUUCCAGGAGAACAGGGUCCCAAAGGCUACAGAGGAGAGAAAGGCAGCAAGGGGGAGCUGGGUGAGUGGGGUUAUCAAGGGGAGCCUGGACCUCAGGGAAACAGAGGGCAAAAAGGAGACAAGGGAAAUAAAGGAGUUUCUGGAGUCGUUGGUGUCCCUGCCUAUACUGGGCUGCCUGGAGCCAGGGGUCCCUCUGGUUUUCCAGGACCACCAGGAUCUCUGGGAGAGAUUGGAGCUCUGGGGUUUGGUGGACCACCAGGAAAACCUGGAAAAAUGGGGCCCAUUGGAUUAAAAGGUGUUGUAGGAGUUAAAGGACCCCCGGGUCAUCAAGGUGAACUGGGAGCAAGAGGAGCAGCUGGACCACAGGGAGAGCCUGGACCUGAUGGAGUGGUUGGUUUUCCUGGGGUCCAUGGCCCUCAGGGAAAACCAGGGCCAGGUGGCUGUGCAGGUCCUAAAGGUGACAUUGGUGCUCCAGGAGAUGAAGGGGAUAUAGGAGAACCUGGUCCGCCUGGACUUUAUGGAGCCAAUGGGAAUCCAGGAAAGCCUGGACCCUCAGGUGACCCAGGAGUAAAAGCGAAGCGAGGUGAGAGGGGUGAUACAGGGUUUAAAGGAGACCUGGGACCGACAGGGCCUCCAGGUAAACAAGGAUUAAAGGGCCGUCAAGGACCUUCAGGACUUGAGGGACACGGAGGACCAACAGGGCCACCAGGACCUGUUGGAUCAAGUGGGCUUGAUGGCAUCAUGGGGGAGCAAGGGAAGCAGGGAAAAGAGGGACUAAAGGGCGACAGAGGACCAGACGGUGUUCAAGGAGUUCCCGGGCCUCGAGGCGACAAGGGUCGCGAAGGUCGAGCAGGAUUUUCCGGAUUCCCAGGUCCAAUUGGAGAGAUGGGGAUAUCUGGAAAGAGAGGACAUGAAGGAGAACCUGGUAUUAAGGGAACACCUGGAGUUCUUGGAGACAGUGGAUCUAAAGGCCUGAAGGGAUUUCAAGGAGCUGUAGGUAACAGGGGACAGGAUGGACCUCUCGGACAGCUGGGACUCAUUGGGGGAAAUGGAUUGGAUGGAGACACUGGACCUUCAGGACCAAAGGGCUUACCUGGGAAAACAGGGGCUCCUGGCAUCCAAGGACCAGUAGGAAAUAGUGGAGAGGCUGGCAGUAGAGGAAUCAAGGGGACAUCAGGAAAGCCAGGGCAGAGAGGGAUUAAGGGCCAAAACAGCCCCAGGGGACAUCCAGGAAGUGAAGGUCUAAAGGGUAAGAGAGGUGAGGAGGGACCAAUGGGAAAACAAGGGCGCCCAGGUGAGACGGGCAUACCUGGACCACAGGGAUACAGAGGAACUACUGGUAUCCAGGGUAACAUUGGACCAUGGGGUGAGGUUGGGCCCCGUGGCCUUCCAGGUGACCAGGGGCCGCAGGGUCCAAUUGGCCCCCUUGGAGUUGCAGGUUAUCCAGGUAAAGAUGGACCUCAAGGAGUGACUGGAUCAGCUGGUGUCAAAGGAGAUAAGGGAUUCAGAGGAAUUUUGGGUCAGCAGGGAGUUCCUGGUCUCGAUGGUGAGGAGGGUCCAGUCGGACUGAGGGGACCGGUUGGCCCAGCUGGACUUAAAGGCAAAUCUGGGGACCAGGGGAACUCUGGUCUUCCUGGACAUAGAGGGCCAAAGGGAGCUGAAGGCAACCAAGGCAUCCUGGGGCCACAGGGAACCAAGGGGCCACCAGGGAAACAGGGGUCCAGGGGUUCACCAGGAGACAGAGGCAAAUUUGGGGUACCUGGAAUAAAGGGUGAGCCAGGCCUCAGAGGUUCAACGGGCAAAACUGGACAGUUUGGACCAGGGGGGGACACUGGGGCAGCAGGGACCAAAGGCCAGAAGGGGCUUCAAGGACAAACUGGCCCCCCUGGCAGUAUGGGUCCUCCUGGACAAAUUGGACCAUCAACACCAGGUUUUCCAGGCGAGAGAGGUGUCGAGGGUAAAACUGGAACCUCUGGAUCAAAGGGCAGUCGUGGUGGGAAGGGAAAGUUUGGACUUCCUGGCAUCAAAGGAGAAAUGGCAGUUAGAGGUCAAAUGGGUGCAAAAGGAGAGCCUGGGGCAGGAGGAACAAUGGGCGCAGUGGGAAAGGUGGGCUCCAUUGGUCUCCCAGGUGCUAAAGGUCCAACUGGACCUACUGGUCCACCUGGUCUACCAGGAAUCAAAGGAAGCCCGGGGUUAAAGGGAAAACUCCAGCAUGGGAGGAAAGGAAACAAAGGAGCUCCUGGAAAAACUGGAACUGACGGCCUGCCGGGUAAACCAGGGCGUGCCGGAAGACCUGGAAAACCUGGCCUAAGUGGAUUGGAUGGGUUGCUAGGUGUUGAGGGUAAUGAAGGAGAUCCGGGGAACAUUGGUUUCAGAGGAGCUCCUGGAACACCAGGAAGGCCUGGAGAAACUGGGAAACCUGGAUCUCCUGGGAUCAGAGGAAACAUUGGAUCACCAGGCUUCAAGGGCAAAGCUGGACCAAAAGGAAAACAAGGCCCCCCUGGACCAAUGGGGCCAAAGGGUAUCCCUGGACUGAGAGGGGAGAGAGGCCGGUCUGGAACAUCUGGUUCAAAGGGUCUCCCAGGUGACAAAGGGAUUCUGGGACCAAUCGGGCCACCUGGGCUUAAGGGGAAUCCUGGUUUACAGGGACUUAAAGGUCAAAGAGGUCCUGGAGGAAAGCAGGGGGAUACUGGUCCUUCUGGUCCACCUGGGCAGAAAGGCUUGUUUGGACUCAUUGGCCAGUCUGGAAAGAAGGGAAUGAAAGGCGUCCAAGGCAGAAGAGGACAAAAGGGAGUGGAGGGCAAGCGUGGACCUCCAGGGAAACCUGGUGCACCAGGUGAACGCAUGCCUUCACAGAGACUGAAAUCAAAACAAAAGCCAAAACAAGGUCAAAGAAAUGAGAAAAGACCUCAAACAAGAUCCAGUCCAAAACCGGGACAAAGAAAUGUGACGAGACCCAGACGAACACCCAGCCAGGAGCAAAGCGAAGGACAACAACAAAGAACAAGGAGAUGGUCUGAAGGAUACGAGGGUGGGGAGUCCUUCAGCUGGCCUCAGGGUACCAAAGACGAUCCUGCAACCACCUGCCACGAGCUUGGACUCAUACACCCACAUCUAAGUGAUGGUUACUAUUACAUGGAUCCAAACCAAGGCUGUCCCUACGAUGCUGUAAAGGUUUUCUGUAACUUCACAGCUGGAGGAACGACCUGCAUCGACCCUUCAAAGUCACAGAUUAAAUUCAGUUGGGAACCAGAAAGGAAGUCAUCGGAAACAUCUGUCCAGUGGUUUAGUCAGCAACAUGGUGGAACCAGGUUAGAGUACGCUGGCUUGAGUGUUGUCCAGCUGAGGUUUCUACGGUUACACAGCCAAAAAUCUUCCCAGCGCAUGACCAUCAGCUGUACAGGAAACCCCGCUGAGUCUGUCGUGAGUGACUUAUCCAAGAGGAAUGUUCGCUUUCUGGGGGACUCUGGCAAAGAAAUUAUAUCACCUCUUAUCACAGUGUCGAGGAACAACUGUGAGUGGGAGGUGGUUGUGAUGGUUCAGGGGAACACUGAGGUACAUCGCGGCCAUAUGGAGUUACUUCCUGUCAGAGAUCUGGGUGUUGACAUGAAUUCACCAUCUCCUCAUAUCCCUGAGAUCACCAUUAUCCUGGGUCCCCUUUGCUUCUUGUGACCCAUGAGGAGUAUGUGUGUGUUUUUUGGUCUGUGUGUCUGAAAUUCUGUAAAUAUCUUUUUCAUAUGGAAAGUUCGGAUGGCCCAUAUG